GGAGAUCUCCCAGUCAUAACACCGGCCGACCUUGUCACCGAGUCACCGGCAGGAGAGGAGCCGCUGGGAUCCGGGGACAUGCGCAGGGGACACCGCCUGACACUGGAGGGGAGCUGAGCUCAGAGUGGAGGGGAUUAUUAUAUAUACUGCCUGGAGGGGAACUAUUACCGGGACAUUGCAAGGACUAUACAGUACGGAGCUCUGUCUGCAGAGGGGACACCCUGCACAGGUAGGUGACACCAUAGGGAACGGAUCACCUGGAAAUGACUAUGUACUGCAGAGAACUUAUUACCUGGACAGAGCAGGAGGACUGUCACUGCUACACCCUGUACCGGGGACACUCUGAGAAAUGAUCACCUGGCUGGGGGUAUAGAAGAAACACUGCACAGUUGCAGAGAUGAUGGAGCUCAGCCUCACAAAAGUCCCCCUUUAUGGCCAAAUAAUUGUGUAUGCAAACUUUGCUGAAGACCUCCACCUUCCAGAAGAUGCAGAAUUUUAUUUUGUAUACAAUGGAUCCAGUCAUCGGCAUGUCGCAUUCGCAGAACGUGUCAACGCAAAUUCUUUGUGCUCCAUCCUACCAGGACAUAAUUGCUCAGAAUCCUUAACCGUGGCUGUAUGUAUGCACACCGAUGGCUAUUCUCCAGUUAUUGUGGCGUGCACCACUGUAGACUAUGUGAUAGAUAAAGCUUGCAGUAUUUCCCACUUCCUGAAAAGCAACAGCGACAGCCUAACUCCAUGCAGUCACGAGGACAUUCUCCAUCAGUUUGAUGUAACUCUCAAGGACUUGCAGUUACUGGACCGUAACAUAAUGCUAUGCUUUGCACAUGAGGAUUUGACACCUUGGAAUGUUCUUGGAUCCUUUUGUGAAAAAGAGGAUCUGUGCCAUGAGACGCUCCUACAUCUAACAAUGAGACUAGGGCUCUUGGAACUGUCACAUUACUUCAUCUCUCUGCCUGGAGGAAGGGCAGCACUGAGCAAAGUAAACACAGAAGGAGAGACUCCAGUAGAUCUCGCUAUUCGGAAUGGUCACAGCAGACUGGUCAAUCUGUUGAGCAAUUCCCAGGACAUCCCUCCUCUUGACUUCUGUACAGCACCAAUUAAUCAGAACUCAUUUCUACGCUUCUGUCGUACCUCUGGAGUACUAACAUUAACCCGCCAACAAACGUCUGGAGACUCGCUGGAAUCGGACAUCCAACUCUUUAGAAAAUGUUUGUGUGAUACAAACUUUUUUGAGAAGAUUGUAAGCUCUGUGUACUGUUGGAAUCACAUGAAACAGAUGCCGGUUGAUGGAACGACUAGCGAAGGAGAAAAAAGACAUUCAUCAGUAGAUGUCCUGAAGAGGCUGAAAUACCCACCCACUAUGCUUGCUGCUACCAGGCUAUCUGCCAUGCUAAAUGGCAAUGAUGAAGUGUAUGCCAACUCAAUGGUGGUGGAUGAAGGUAAUAAUUCAGAGAUUAACUUCAUUCACCUGAACAAUGCUGGCUGUGAAGUUCCCAAUACAGACCAAUUUGACUCCACCCUGACAUCUGAGAGCUCAGUCAGGGAUACCAGUCCCUCCACCUGUACUUCCCCUGAGAAUUCCCGAGCAGAGGUAAACAAUGCAGACAGUGCAGGCUCUCCCGCCUACAUCUCACCUUCAAGGCUUUCCACACCUGCAGCCAGUAACCGCCAGUGCAGAACGUUGGGAUACAGCUCCGAGAGAAAUGCCGCUUAUGUGGCCUACAAGAAAAGAAGUUCCAGUUUAGAUGGUCUUGAUGCAGACAGUGAAGGAGAGGGGACAUAUAGCAGGUAUGACAAUUCUGGCUGUUCUACUAAAGAGGACUCUUCUGGCCUUGGGAACAGCGGUGAUGAACUGGACUCCCCUGAGACUAAUCCCGAUUUCCAAAUCAGACCAGCUGGAACUCUACCCUUCGCACAGAGUAAGGACCCUUUGACCUCUGGUCCUAGAUUCCGCUCUUACUCUUAUUCCUCUCCAAAAAAUUUCCUUGGGAAGCCUCGCUUAACUCGUGACCUUUCCAUUGGUGACCCUGGGGAUGAUUCUGUGUUCAGCGUCAGUGGUCGGUCACUACUUCAGGCACUUUCACUGUCUAAAUCAGUAUCUCUCCUUCACACUAGUAAACGAGCGUACAGCCUUCCUGAACAAUCAAGAGAAAAAAGGAUUGAAGAGGAGGAAUGGGACAGAUACAUGACACCUACAAAACCUGAAGCUGAGAAAAACAAAGUGAGCCGGACUUUCAGCUUCCUGAGGAACAGGAUGAGCAGUACGAGGAAUAAAACCAAGGCCAAAACAAAGGAUACAAAAGAGAAGGUGAAUCGCCACCAGUUUGUUCUGGGUACAUUCUCUGGUGUAGUUCCAUGUUUGGUGUGUGAGAAAGCCCUCCUGGGGAAAGAGUCUUUUCAAUGUUCCAAUUGCAAUGUGAAUGUGCACAAGGCAUGCAAGGAUUCUGCUUCAGCAUGUACAAAGAAAUUUCAGGACCGGUACAAUACAAAAUACAAACCAGCAGUCAUUUCAAAUUCCUCAUUCAAGGAUAUUCCUCAGCCGGUUCCUUCAGCAAUGCCUCCAGCGACUUCUGUGUCUGUUGGUUUUUCUUCUGGAAAGAAAGAUGCUGCACAGUCAUCCCAUCCCUUGUCCAGGAGUGUGCCCGUGCCGACCAUGGACAGGAGAUUAGAUCAGUCAUUGGAAUCUGAUGGUGACACAAGUGGCUCUAGAUCCAGGUCUCAGUCGGAUGAACUGUUACAAAACGUGGGGACCCCUCCAUCGAUGGAUGCUUUUCCUAUUGAAGAUGUUGUGGAUGCGGCCCUAUGGAGUGACUUCAGCAGCGAUGCUCUAGAGUUUGAAGCGGAGUCUUGGAGUUUAGUCGUGGAUCCCUCCUUCUGCAAUAAACAAGAUAAAGAUGUGAUUAAAAGGCAAGAUGUUAUCUACGAGCUCAUGCAGACGGAACUGCAUCAUAUCCAGACCCUGUUCAUUAUGUCUGAGGUAUUCCGGAAAGGGAUGAAGGAGGAGCUGCAGAUGGACCACAGCACAGUGGACAGAAUCUUCCCCUGCCUUGAUGAGCUGCUGGAGAGUCACAAGAGCUUCUUUUACAACCUUCGGGAGAGGAAACAGGAGUCCAGGGAGGGCAACGACGGGAACUUUGUCAUCAACAGAAUUGGAGAUAUCCUGGUACAGCAGUUUUCAGCUGAAAAUGCAGAAAAAAUGAAGCACAUUUAUGGAGAGUUCUGCAGUCACCAUAUUGAAGCUGUGAACUUGUUUAAGGAACUACAACAUAAUAAAAAAUUUCAGAGCUUCAUAAAAGUGACAAACAGCAAUCUGCAAGCUCGUCGCCGAGGUAUCCCUGAAUGUAUUCUUCUAGUAACACAGCGUAUCACCAAAUAUCCAGUUCUUGUGGAGAGGAUAUUGCGUUAUACUCCAGAGGGAAAUGACGAGCACAAAGAUCUUUGCCGGUCCCUGUGCUUAAUCAAGGACAUGAUUGCUUCAGUAGACCUAAAAGUCAGUGAAUUUGAGAGAAAACAAAGACUUGAAGAGUUUGUGAACAAGAUUGAGAACAAGACCUUCACCAAGAUGAAGAAUGGACAUGUCUUUACAAAGCAAGACCUAAAGAAUAAAGAGCGGGUGCUUCUGUAUGAAGGUGUCCUCCUGUGGAAAACUGCCACAGGGAGGUUUAAAGAUAUCCAAGCUCUACUUUUAACUGACGUGUUGCUGUUUCUUCAAGAAAAAGACCAAAAGUAUAUAUUUGCUGCUGUGGAUCAGAAAUCUCCAGUAAUUUCUCUGCAAAAGCUGAUUGUGAGGGAAGUAGCGAAUGAAGAGCGUGGGAUGUUUCUGAUAAGUGCAUCAUCGGCUGGACCGGAAAUGUAUGAAAUUCACACAAAUUCCAAAGAGGAACGAAACACAUGGAUGAGACAGAUACAGCAAGCUGUGCAGAGCUGUCCAGAAGAAGAUGAAGGGAAAAUCAGUGAAUCUGAUGAAGACAGACGUGCUGCAGAUGCCCGAGCGGCCAAAGCUCAGCAGUAUCAAGAAGUCCUAAGCAUCCAUGACCAGCAAAUCUGCAGCUAUUUGGAAGAAAAGUUACAGAUUUUUGCAGAACUUGCAGCCCUAUGUGGCGGAAGUGAUGUGAAACUGGAAACACAGCUUCUCGUUAAGGCCGAUUCUGGAGAGAUCCCUCAAGCUGCAUCCUUCCUGGAGGCUGCACUAAAAGAAACUGAAAGACUGUACGUGACUUUAGCAUCACAAAUGGAGAACUCAGCCUGUUCACCAGAGGAAACGGAAUCGUCCAACAGAUCACGAACAUGUUCAGGCAGUGGACCAUUUGAGGAGGCUCAAGAAAUUCUAUAUUACUCCCAGUCUCCUGAGCUAAGAGAGGAGGACUUGUGUAAUGCUGACCUCAGUCAUUUCCAGGGAGGUGGUGAUGUGAACUUGUCUACUCCUGAAGAAAAGGUUGAACUGAAUCACUCUAUGAGUUCUAAGAAUGAGGAGGUUUUCCAAACGGUUCAAAACUUGACUCGUCUUUUAUACAGUAUCCAGGCUGCUGUAGCCAUGCAGGACAGCCAGAUAGAACUAACAAAGGUUCUACAUCAGGACCAUGAGCCUAGUGGUAGAGGCUUUGCUCUCCGUGGGUCCCUCCUACAGGAACAGUAUCGCCAUAUAGAAAAACAUCGCGGAGAGGUGGCAAAACUUCAGCAUCAAUUCCAACAGGAGCAGCAGCGCUGGGCCAGGGAGUGUGACCAAAAAGAGAAGGAGCUGGAGGAGAAGGAGAAUAUGAUUCAGCAAUGGGAGAGCGAGUGGCAGAACCAGGUGCAGCUUCUGGAGGAAAAGAGAGAAGAGCUUUCCCAACAGCUUCUGGAGUUCCAGAAAAAUGUGGACAGACUGAAGGAAGGCCAGAGGCUAGUGGAGCAAGAAAGGGAGGAACUCUGCGUACAGCACAAGCUCCUCAGGCACUGGAAACACGCUCGCCAGAACAGCCUGCCCAUUUUAUAUCCACACCAAAAGACAGAGGGUGCAAGAAACCCCCAGCUUGACAGUUUACAAAUGGAAGACUCCAUCUGCAUUAACAACACACUGGCUCAGAUAUCGCUCAACAACAUGGCCGCACAUCCCAACUCGGACACCUAUGCCGAUCACGCCUCUGACUCUGCAGAGACUUCUGGGAGCAGCCCUGUGGAUAUUUCCAGUGAACCUUGGAGUUCCUUAAUUUCCCGACAGCAGAGGCUAGAGAAUUCUUUCCGACACAGCAAUAAAGAUGUCUGUAAUAAUGACCUGAACGCAGCCCACGUCAUCUACUGUGGAACAUUAUUGGCUUCAGGGUCACAGAACCUAAACGCAGAAGCCCCACAAUCACUGCAUCCUUCAGAUCCAAUGAAAACACUCCACAAUGACACUCCAAACAGUAUAGAAAAUGGGCGGAUAGAAGAGAAUAUCAUUUACCUCUGAUCCGUAUCGCAUUCAUUCCAGAAUUUCUGCUCAGAACUUGCAAAAUUGUGUCUGUCAAAACUGUGUAAAUAUUAUCUCUCUAUAUAAAUAUAGGUUCAUAGGAUUUGCCAUUGAUUGGCCAUAUUCUAAACCAUUGCACAUGAAUGCAAAUAUCAAUUUUUGUGAUAUCUGCUGUCAUUAUGGUCAGUGACUGUAAUCGGCCAGUGCUAGAGGAUAUCUGGUAUAUAAUAUUUCAAGAGGAUUUUCAUGGAUUAAAGAAAUGACUGAAGAAAAGACUCUAUAGCACAAAAGAGAUGCUCGCUCGAUGGUCUUGUAGUAAGUAUUGGUUGAUCACAUGACUUCUGCCACUGGAGAACUACUUAUAUAUGUACCCUUUUAUUAAUAAAGGGUGUUUUUUUUUCUUGUGGAAACCAACUAAGUUAUUGUUUUUAUAUGUAUGCAGUUAUCAUUGAUGGCUUUAGCACCUUUCAGAAAAGUGAAUGCAAUCCUAUAAAUACAUAAAUUCAAACAUA
Messenger RNA from Rana temporaria (common frog), 5940 nucleotides. RefSeq names its product Rho guanine nucleotide exchange factor 28 (gene ARHGEF28). The record is from RefSeq and is a predicted model, not a curated record. The transcript has 35 exons. Lineage: Eukaryota; Metazoa; Chordata; Amphibia; Anura; Ranidae. The coding region runs from base 398 to 5428 and encodes 1676 amino acids. Gene Ontology annotation, molecular function: guanyl-nucleotide exchange factor activity. Gene Ontology annotation, biological process: regulation of Rho protein signal transduction.